Molecule: messenger RNA, 5490 nt
Organism: Camponotus floridanus (Florida carpenter ant)
Lineage: Eukaryota; Metazoa; Arthropoda; Insecta; Hymenoptera; Formicidae
Product: 1-phosphatidylinositol 4,5-bisphosphate phosphodiesterase
Exons: 20
Coding region: 362-3676 (1104 amino acids)
Biological process (GO): lipid metabolic process; phosphatidylinositol-mediated signaling
Molecular function (GO): phosphatidylinositol-4,5-bisphosphate phospholipase C activity; calcium ion binding
Source: RefSeq, a predicted model, not a curated record
CGCCAACAGAGACGGCAGCGUCAGUUUCUUCCGUUGCGCCUGGAAGACGUCCGGUACCGGAGCGUGACAUUUUACGCGCACAAACGUCCGCGUCCGGGUGUUGUUUCCGUUUUCCCUCACGGAAUGUUCGAUGCACGUGUGCCCGUUUGAUGUAUACGCGAAACCUCGCCGGCGGAUGAAAUCGUCGAUCGAGGAGUCGCUGACGUUCGACGGAUAAUUACGCAAAGGCACGGAGAACCGAUUGAACGGUGCAGCCAUUAGUUAAAAUGAGCAAGUCAACUCGGAAGAGACGCUCUUAACAUUAACCGGAAAACGCCGUAUCUAGGCUGACUUUGCCGGAAGUCGGUGGAACAUCGCGGAGAUGACGAAGAAGUUCGAGUUCAACUGGCAGAUCGACGUGCCGGAAGCACUCCGUACCGGCUGCGUCUUCGAUCGUUGGACGGAGGAGAAAGAUAAUACUGAAAUCGAGCUGAAUUGCCUGUUUAAAGUUGACGAAUAUGCUUUCUUUAUUUAUUGGCAGAGUGAGGGGAAGGACGGCGAUGUUAUAGAAUUGUGUCAAGUGAGCGACAUUAGAGCCGGUGGCGUUCCAAAGGACCCAAAGCUAUAUGAUAAGCUACUGAGUAAGCACGGUGAACAGUUGGACGAAAAAAGCCUAACCAUCUGUUCUGGUGCUGAUUACACCAACAUUAAUUAUCAACAUGUUGUAUGUCCGGAUCUUGCCACAGCCAAGGUAUGGUUGGAUGGCGUUCGAUCGAUUACGCACAACGUCAAAGCGAAUAACGUUUGUCCGCUUACUUGUCUGAAGAAACAUUGGAUGCGACUGAGAAUGUUGGUGGAUCCUAAUGGAAAAGUUCCAGUGAAGGUAGUCGCGAGAACAUUCGCGUCUGGCAAGACAGAAAAACUCGUUUAUCAGUGUCUUUCUGAAUUAGGCCUACCUAGCGGAAAAAAUGACGUAAUAGAACCUGAUGACUUUACUUUCGACGCAUUUUACGCGCUUUAUCACAAAAUAUGCCCGAGAAACGACAUAGAAGAAUUAUUUCAAUCAAUAACACAGGGUAAAGCUGAUACGAUUAAUCUGGAGCAACUGAUUACCUUUCUCAACGAAAAGCAAAGAGAUCCGACCCUGAACGAAAUUCUCUAUCCACUUUAUGACGAAAAACGAGCACUGGAAAUUAUCAAUGAUUACGAACAGAACGAAGUUGCUCGUAAUGAAAAAACAAUGACGAAGGAUGGCUUCAUAAGGUACCUGAUGUCCGAUGAGAACGCUCCGGUUUUCCUCGAUAGGCUUGACGUUUAUAUGGAUAUGGAUCAAUCAUUGGCGCAUUAUUAUAUCAAUUCGAGUCACAAUACAUACUUAAGCGGACGACAAUUUGGCGGAAGAAGCAGCGUCGAAAUGUAUAGACAAGUUCUACUUGCCGGAUGCAGAUGCGUUGAAUUGGAUUGUUGGGACGGCAAAGGGGAAGACGAAGAGCCGAUAAUUACUCACGGCAAAGCUAUGUGCACCGACAUUCUAUUCAAAGACGUUAUAUACGCGGUCAGAGACACGGCCUUUGUUACGUCGGAAUACCCAGUGAUUCUCAGUUUUGAAAAUCAUUGUAGCAAAAAGCAACAAUACAAAUUGGCCAAAUAUUGUGAUGAAAUUCUGGGUGAUUUAUUAUUGAGGGAACCUUUAAAAGAAUAUCCUCUGGAGCCAGGAGUACCGUUGCCGCCGCCCAGCAUGCUGAAACGUAAGAUUCUCAUUAAGAAUAAGCGCUUAAAGCCCGAGGUCGAGAAGCAGGAAUUGGAACUCUUCAAACAAGGUCAAUUUGUGAUCGAGGACGAGGUCAAGGAAGAUGCCAGUGCGCCGCUGACCAUUGCCGCCGUCGUGGAACAGCAACCGGUAAAGGAAGAAAUUUCUGAAUCUGUAACAUCGUCAAGCAUUCAACAGCAGCAAUCUGGCAGUGGUCCAACCGGUCUUGGCGAUAGUAUAGAGCUGGUGGCAGCUCAACCUUAUACCGGAAGUACAACAAAUGUACAUCCAUGGCUAUCCUCCAUGGUUAACUAUGCACAACCCAUAAAGUUCGCUGGCUUCGAUGUUGCCGAACAAAAAAAUAUUCAUCACAAUAUGUCUUCCUUUGCGGAAACGGCUGGUUUGAAUUAUUUGAAAACAUCGGCUAUUGAGUUCGUAAAUUAUAACAAACGGCAGAUGAGUCGAAUUUAUCCGAAAGGCACACGAGCUGACUCUUCCAAUUAUAUGCCACAGGUCUUCUGGAACGCUGGCUGCCAAAUGGUGUCGCUGAACUUUCAAACUCCGGAUCUGCCCAUGCAACUGAAUCAAGGCAAGUUCGAGUACAACGGUUCUUCGGGAUAUUUGUUGAAGCCGGAUUUCAUGAGACGAGCCGACAGGAGUUUCGAUCCUUUCGCUGAGAGUCCUGUGGAUGGAGUGAUUGCCACACAGUGUAGUGUUCAAGUAAUAGCAGGCCAGUUCUUAUCCGACAAGAAAGUCGGAACGUACGUGGAGGUCGAAAUGUACGGCCUACCAACCGACACGAUACGUAAAGAAUUUCGCACCAGAGUAGUCCCCGCUAAUGGUCUGAACCCCGUUUAUAACGAAGAGCCCUUUCUCUUCAGAAAAGUUGUCCUACCAGAUUUAGCUGCUUUGAGAUUCGCAGUAUACGAUGAAUCGAACGGCAAGCUGUUAGGACAAAGAAUCGUUCCUUUAGACGGUUUACAAGCCGGUUAUCGGCACAUUGCUUUGCGAACUGAAGCCAAUUUUCCCAUGUCUCUGCCUAUGUUGUUUUGCAACAUUGACAUCAAAAUCUAUGUGCCAGAUGGUUUUGAAGAAUUUAUGGACGCUUUAACAGCGCCACGAGCAUUUAGAAAGACAGAAAGUAUGUCGCAAAAUAAAAUACGAGGCUUGGGAAUUGAAGAGAGCGACAGCAAAAACAAUAUGGACAGCAAAAACAACGUACAUUACGAAGCAACUAAACCAAGAGAGGAAAUGAAGUUUGAUCCAAUUACUCUGGAGACUUUAAGACAAGAAAAGGGUUAUCAAAAAGUAUUACGGAAACAGCAAAAAGAAUUAGAGUCUUUGAGAAAGAGGCAUCACAAGGAGAAGUUGACUGUCCAGAAGCAACAUUGCGUUGCUAUAGAGAAGAUUUUUAAGGGAAAAAACAAAGCGGAGCUUUCAAGAGAUCCUAUCGUUCGUCGCGCUGUUUCCGAACAGACGGCGCAGUGGUCGCGUUUCGCUGACAGGCAGCGCCGAGAAGAACGCGAUCUGGUGCGCGGUCAUCUGGAGGAGCGACGAACGCAGUUAUGCAAAUUGUGCAUGGCCGCGCAGCUCACGCAACAGAAACAGCUGACUGCACGGCAUGAUCGGGAGAUGAAAGAUAUAACUGCGCGACAAGCGAGACUUUCGGUAGAAAGUGCGAGAGAGGUUAUGAAUGAUAAGACUUUGAAGACGCGAGGGAUCAAAGAGGGCAGACUCAGGGAGAAACAGCAGAACAAUACGAAAAAAUUCAUGGAGGAGCGUAAGAUCGCGCAGAUGAUUCAAAACAGGGAGAAAGAGAAGCUUAAAGUGAUUCACGAGAAACAACUGGAGGAAUUGCAGAAGGAUAUGAACGCGAUCAUGGAUAUGUACAAGAAUGAGGACAUGGACUACGAGCUGGCUAAGAUGCUGGCUGAAUUCUACGUGUGAUGAGUGCCAAUCGAGUUUCUUCGCAAUUCACCUCCAGCGAUAGUGCGCUAUAAGUGAGGACUGUUUACUAUUAUCGUUAAUUAUACUUGAAAUUGGGAUCAAACUUUGUUAGCUAUCACUAUCGUAUCUAGCGAUGAAUGUCGCACAUUGAGAAAUCAGAUGUAAACGAGCAACUACAGUUUUUAAUUCAUUCAGGCAAGUAUUUUUUUAUAAACAAACAUCUCGUGUCUCCAUAAUCUUUGAGUACCUAUGAACUAAUGAGGGAGUCAAUAAAACUAAAGUGAUCUAGUCAAGUAUUAGGUAUAUAAAAAGAAUAUAUCACAUGAUCGGGAUACUGAUCAAAUGGUGUGAUCUACUACGUCGAAGUAAAUAUUUUUUGAUUGUUAACGCUAUUAUCGAAGUCUAUCAGAGUGAAACAUGUGUAUGAGUGUAUGCGUGCAUGAGAUUGUAUUCAUGAGUCGAUGCCUAAUACCGAGAGGGACUCUUGCUGUUGCCGUGACGAAUUUCUAGACCAUACAUACCUUAAAUUGAGAGACGCUUUCACGGAUCUUAGCCAAUAGUUUUCGUGAUUGCUGAUAAUGACUAGAGUAUUAAUACAAUAGAAUCUCGAGAGAUCGUGUAAUUUUCAGCCAAUGCUCUUACACGAAUAGUCACACAGGUUUGUAAAUAAAUUUCAAACGGGAGCCUAGUAUAAUUAUUAUCACACAUUGUUGUUUUCAUUAUAUAAUAUAAUGUUAUUUACAUAAAUUAUUAUAUCAUUCUACAUAUAUAUCUAUAUAUUAGAUAUAAAGAAUAAAAUAAAAAAAAUAUUACAAAUAACGUUCGCGAUCAUUUCAUUUUGGCUGCAUUAUGGGCGAUUGCGAGAGCACGUGCUUGUAAACCGAUAAAAACUAUGAAGUAGUAAAAAUUAUAUUACAACAACAUAUAUUAUAUGUUUUGUUGUGUAAGAUAUAUAUAUAUAUAUAUAUAUAUAUAUAUAUACACACAUACACGAAAAGUAUAUAAUUUAUUUUAUUUCAUCGUUAUAAACAAUAGAGUAAACCACUUAAAUAUUUGAGGUAUUUUAUUGUUUAGAAUUAAAUCUCAAAUUGAUAUCUAAUUAAUCACUUCGAAAAAAUAAUAUUUUAAUAUUAAUUCUUUAAAUACAUAUUUUCUUAAUUAUUUUCGUAGAAGGAGAGAUCAUAAUCGUGUGUCUCGUCGUCAUGAUUAAAAUAAUGUUCGAAUACAUCUGACUUAAUGUCGGCAAUAGUAAAUUCUUCGUAUGGGGCUGAAACAAAUAACAUAAUGAAUUCUUUAUAUUUGUCAAACAACAAAAAGAACAUAUCAUAUAUUUCACUAAUUCUUUUAAAAUAACAUUAAAUAAUAUUUCUUUAAGUAUGCUAUUUCUAAGCUGUACCGAAUAAUAUUAAUAUUUCUAAUUCAAAUCGUUAAUGUUAUAUAUUUUUGUUCUUGAUUAAUUUUUAAUAUAAUCUUAACUGAGACGAUACAUAUUAUAGUAAUUUCUGUAUGUUGUAAAUUGACAUUUUAAUUAAUAUUUUUAUAUUCAAGGAUUGGAUACAAUUUACUAUGUAUGAAUUUACAUUUUGAUUUACCUAAAUGGGAUAUAUUGAUGUCAUCUAUAUCAUCGUGAGACUCCGCAAUUUCAAUAAUUGGCUGGUAAUCAGCAUGGUAUGCAUCGUGCCCUAAAUUCACAAUCUCUGCUUGAUCUCUAUAGUUUGCAGGUACUAUUAUAUUAUCAUGAUUAUCAAUCUGCACAUUUUGAUAACUCGUAGCUCCAUGACCAUGAUAAACUGCCUGAAGAUUUGUGUAAUCUA